AUGUGGGAGGCGAAAUUUGAGCCCGACGUGAUCUUCAGCUACAGCGCUGGGAUCAGCGCGUGCGAGAAGGGCGAGCAGUGGCAGCGGGCCUUGGCGCUUCUCAGCGAGAUGUGGGAGGCGAAGCUCAAGCCCAAUGUCAUCACCUACGGCGCGGGGAUCAGCGCGUGCGGUAAGGGCGAGCAAUGGCAGCGUGCUCUGGCGCUGCUAGGAGAGAUGCAGGAGGCAAAGCUGGAACCUAAUAUCGUUACCUGCAGCGCGGGGAUCAGCGCGUGCGGUAAGGGCGAGCAGUGGCAGCGGGCUCUAGCGCUGCUCAGCGACAUGUGGGAGGCGAAGCUGGAGCCUUACCUUACCACUACAAUGCUGGGAUCAGCGCGUGCGAGAAGGGCGAGCAAUGGCAGCGUGCUCUGGCGCUGCUAG
Messenger RNA from Prorocentrum cordatum, 417 nucleotides. Lineage: Eukaryota; Dinophyceae; Prorocentrales; Prorocentraceae. The record is from the annotation of a GenBank genome assembly.